Salvia splendens (bonfire salvia) is the source of this 1089-nucleotide messenger RNA. Its product is annotated as translocon-associated protein subunit alpha. The transcript is spliced from 8 exons. The record is from RefSeq and is a predicted model, not a curated record. NCBI's taxonomy places the organism in Eukaryota, Viridiplantae, Streptophyta, Magnoliopsida, Lamiales, Lamiaceae. Gene Ontology annotation, cellular component: endoplasmic reticulum membrane; endoplasmic reticulum. Bases 67 to 834 code for a protein of 255 amino acids.
CUUCACACUCACAAUUACUCCUCUCUCUCACAUUUGGGGCAAAACCAUUAAUAAAGGGAAUCAAAAAUGACAAUUAGGGCUUCUCUGAUCCUCGCGCUGCUCGUUUUCUCGUCGUCACUUCUGCAAGUUGCAAGAUGUGAGCCAGACAUUGAUAAUGAUGUUGAUUCGGCGGAGGAAGGUGGGGAUCUCGGGAUUGUUAAUGAGGAUGUCCAAGAUUUUGGUACUGGAAGUUUUAGUCCAGCUCCAGAGGUGGAAACUGUUUGUGUUUUCCCUAAGAAUCCCUCAAAAGCUGUUGUAGCUGGGGAAGAAAGUGAACUUCUUGCUGGGAUUAAAAAUGAUGGGGAAUCAACUAUUAAUGUCAUUGCCAUUCAGGCUAGUGUUCAUCUCCCUUACCAGCAUCAGUACUUGCUCCAGAAUCUUUCCACACAGACUUUUAACAACGCAUCGGUUCCUCCAUCAGUUCAAGCAACUUACCCCUAUAUGUUUGCCGUAAGCAAGUUCUUGCAAUCUGGUGAGUAUGAUCUUGUGGCAACUAUUGUUUAUGAGAUCAACCAACAGCUUUACCAGAGUGCAUUCUACAAUGGGACAAUUGAAGUGAGUGAGCCAGGCGGCAUAUUCAGUGUUGAAUCAGUGUUGUUGUUUAGCCUUGGAAUUGCCCUCCUUGGAUUUCUUGGAUUUUGGAUACGUGGCCAAAUUCAAAAUCUCUCCAAGAAAACUAAGAGGGCACCAAAGGUUGAAGUUGGAACUGGAACAACUGAUGCCUCGAGGGAUGAGUGGUUGGAGGGAACUGCUUAUGCUCAAUCUAACUCGAACAAGUCGAAGAAGAAGAAGUAGAUGUGCACUUCCAACGAGUCCAGUAUAGGUGGCAUAUACACACCAGAGGGAGGUGUGCAGCAGCGUUUUGGAGAGACGGGCUCAAGUUUACAAGGAAGGCGAGGGACAGUUUAUGUUUUUCUCUUUGUUAAAUGCCAAACCAACUGAGUUGACUUUGCGAAGCAGGAUUUUUUUGUAAAAUUAUGAGAUUUUGUUAGACUAUGGUUAUUCUGUUUGUUGUUUUCUUGAAAUUUUAUACGCCAUCUGCUAAAUCAA